AUGGCUCUCAAGGGUCGCAUUUCGUCUCCCCUGGAGGCCGGCACCUCCAUCCUCGACGUCCAGAACCUGCCGCCCCAUCUUAAUGAAGCCCUCGAGUACGCUUCCAAGAGGCUCGCCAGGAAGGCUCUCCACGUCACCCUCGUCGUCGCCAGACGCGAGUACCAGCUCCCUACUCUCCUGCCUUCGUCCUCCGGCCUCACCACGCCCACGAUGUCGCCACCGAGCUCCCCGCCGCUGCCUUCCACGCGCUUCGGCGGCUUCGGCUCGCCCGUCUCCUCCUUCAAGAAGCUCGUCAGGACGAACACCGGGUCCAGCAUCUCGUCCGUGUCCACCGUCUCCUCCGCCGGCAGUGAAGCCAAGUCUCCCGAGACCUUCACCUUCACGCCCUCGUUCCUCAUGGACACCAACGGUCCGAGGUUGAGGUGGCCCCUGUCCCCCGGCAUCCCGCUUUCGCCCCCUCCCAUGACGCCCUCUGUCGCCUCCUCCACCAUCACCGACGCCUCCGGGCCCAUGUCGCCCAACCCCUUCGGCAUCCGCCUCAUCCACGCCGACCUGCUCACCGACAAGCAAGAGCGCACCCUCCGCCAGACCAUCGAACGCGCGGAGAGGAAAUUCCGCAUCGGCUCUGAAUGGCUCCCUCCAGUCGUCGACGGCUCCGCCUGCGGCAUGACCUCCAGCCUCAUCCGUCGCUCCAUCGUCCAAAACGAAGUCCUCUUCGCCUCCGAGGGCCUCACCCUCGUCUCCCUCGACCGCCUCUACACCUUCAAGGCAGCCCUCUCCAGCUACUCCCGCACCAACGCCCCGCUCAGGCUGGAAGACGCCGUCGACGAGCUGCGCCGCCUCAUCCUCUCCCGCGCCGGCAAGAAGGUCUCCAAGUCCGACCUCCUCCGCUCCUAUGACUUCCUCAGCGUCAGCGACGCCGCCCUCGCCGACGUCGACAAGAUGUACCGCAGGGCGUACGGCGGCCCUGACCGCGUCGGCGCCAUCGAGGGCGUCGGCUCCAAGGCGCACGUCGAGGAGACCAUGAGGGAGCUCGAGAGGGACGUCGAGGAGACCAUGGCCGCGGCCAUGGCCACCAUCAAGAUUGGCAAGCCGCCUUCGCCCAAGGGCCCCGUGCUGAAGCUGCAGACCAACUUCGACACCAAGCCGUCGCCGCCGAUGGUCGAGGCGGACGAGGUCUCCGAAGAGGAGUUGACGGCGCGGCCGGAGCGUCAGCCCAACGUGUCCGUCUGGAGCCCCGUGUCGAUUGCAGAGGUUCUUCACGAGGACCGCUCCGUCGAGGACAGACAGAGGCUGGGCCCGAUGACGCCCAACGGGUAUGAUGACAUCUCGCCCAUCACCAGAGGCGAGUGGGGUUUCCUCAUGGGCCCCGGCGGUGUUGGCAACGGCCGAACUGCGCCUGUCGUUACCUGCUGA
Colletotrichum gloeosporioides is the source of this 1416-nucleotide messenger RNA. RefSeq lists its product as uncharacterized. Bases 1 to 1416 code for a protein of 471 amino acids. The record is from RefSeq and is a predicted model, not a curated record. NCBI's taxonomy places the organism in Eukaryota, Fungi, Ascomycota, Sordariomycetes, Glomerellales, Glomerellaceae. The transcript is spliced from 2 exons.